This is a messenger RNA of Coregonus clupeaformis (lake whitefish), 2819 nucleotides long. RefSeq names its product transmembrane protein 168b (gene tmem168b). The transcript is spliced from 5 exons. The record is from RefSeq and is a predicted model, not a curated record. NCBI's taxonomy places the organism in Eukaryota, Metazoa, Chordata, Actinopteri, Salmoniformes, Salmonidae. The coding region runs from base 474 to 2573 and encodes 699 amino acids.
ACGUAGUCGUUCUAGAUUGAUGGCGGCAGUCAUCUGACCGAAAAGUUUUCAAAGUGGAAAAUAAGUAUUUUUGUCUGCUGCUCCUUCAAGCGAAAUGAAUUAAUUUGAGCUAGCUAGGUUUGUAUGCGACUUGGCUAUUUACACACGAAAGAAGAGAAACAGUAAACGGACCAUGUAAUCAAGCGUACAAUCUGCUAGUCGUACAACUGCAAGCUAACUACCGGCAAAUCAUGUAGCUAGCUAACUAGCAACAGCUAGUAACUUCUAGCUAACGUUAGCUAGCUUGGACUACUAGCUCAAAGUUUGCUGCUCUGUUAGUUCAAGGUGGCUAGUGAGUGAUAUUUUUUCGCCAUAGUCUUGCAAUCGAACGUUAGCUAGCUAGCUAAGUUAGCUUCAUGGAAAGGUUUUAAUUGCCUCUGAACUCUUAACUAAUACCAGCUGUAACUAACAGUUAGCUACUCCUAUAUAUCAAAAUGUGUCGCUUACGGUACUGUGUCAGCCACUGUCUGCAUGCAGCGAUUACCAGACUGGAGGAGGUCAACGGAGAGGUCAACAUGUGGUCCUCUGUCAGAUGUCUAGGCUACCUGUCUGGUCUGCACCUGCUGGUGGCUCUCUGUCUGGGGCUCUAUGUGCGAUGGGAGAAGACUGAAGAACCCAUGAUCCUCAUCAUAUUUGUUCUGGCCCUGUUUGUCCUCGGGAUAGCAAGUAUACUGUACUAUUACUUCAGCAUGGAAAAAGUCAGCCUGAGCCUCCUCCACCUGUGGUUUGGCUUCCUGCUUGGCCUCCUGUGUUUCCUCAACAACCCGACUCUGGAGAGCAACAUCAAGGAGCAAGCCACCAACUACCUGCUGCUGGCCAGUGUUGUCUUGAGGACGCUGUGGGCUCUGCUGGAGAGGAUGUGCGGCUGCACCAGGUACCGCCCUGCCUUCCUCACCUCAGCAGAGGCCCUGGAGCUGGCAGGCUUUGCCAUCGCCAGUACUGCCUUACUCAUCCAGAAGUCCAUGAGCGUAGUGGUGCUUGUGGUGGCCCUAGCUACUCUGAUGGUGGCCCUGCGCAUGAAGGCUCUCCUGGCCCUGCCCAACCUGGUCUGCUUCUCCAUCAUCACCGCAGUGCUGUUUUUCAAGGCGCUGGGCAUCACCACCAACCCCUUCGCCCUCGCAUGUUUCUUCAGCCAGCUGAUUUGCGACCCCUUGCUGGAUGUGUACUUCAGUGGGCUGUCGGUGACCGAGCGCUGGCUGCCCUACCUUGCCUGGAGGGGGCUGUGGCACAGGAUGUCCCUCCUGCCUCUGCUGCUGGUGGAGGUGGGUUUCUGGGUCCUGGCAGCCCUGAAGCUGGUGGACCUGGACCAGUGGUACCUGAUGAUCCCGGGCUUCAUGCUAAGUGGGGUGUUCUGGGCCAUCUGUCACGUGGUGUUCAUCAUCACUCUGUGGGGCUUCCACACCAAGCUGAGUGACUGCCAGAGGGUGUGUCUGGCCCAGGGAUCCGGGAACAGUUGCCUAGACAAGGUUAUGGCCUCUAAAGGAGUCAGACACUUCUGUCUCAUCUCUGAACGCCUGGUGCUCUUCAGUCUGGUGUCCACCAUCAUCCUGGCUGCUUUAUCAUGGCAGUCCUCCAGUAGUAUCUUUAUGAGUAUGCUCCUGCUGGUCCUGGCUCUGGAGUCUCUGUUCCACGGCCUCUUCUAUGAGCUGGGGAACUGCCUAGGCGGCACAUGUGUGGGGUAUGCAGUGGUCAUCCCCACCAACUAUUGCAGUCCUGAUGGGCAGCCCACUCUGUUACCUCCGGACCAGGUACAUAUGUUGAACAUGCAUUCCACGGGCAUGUUGAACAGUAUACAGAGUUUUUUCUCCCACCACAUGAUCGAGACGUUCGGCUGCGACUACUCCACCAGCGGGGUGACUCUGGAAGCCCUACAGGUGAAGCUCAAGGCCUUCAUGGAGCUCUGCACAGCCGAUGGGCCUCGCCACGACACCUACGUGGUGUUCUACAGUGGACACACCCACCGCAGCGGGGAGUGGGCACUAGCAGGAGGGGGCACCCUUCAACUGGACCAGAUCCUGGAGUGGUGGAGAGAGAAGAACAGUGACUACUGCUCCCGCCUCAUCCUGGUCCUGGACAGUGAGAACUCCCUACCCUGGGUGAAGCAGGUGAGGAAGGUGGGGGGGCUUUAUGUGGCGGUGCAGGGGGCCCAGCUAGCCCGAGCCACGGAUGUCGAGCUCCAGGACGCCCCCCAGCUCGGGGACUUCACCUCCCAGUGGGUGGAGUACAACUGCAAUGUAGACAGCACCAUCCAGUGGUCGGAGAGGGGAAGGACGGUCACCGCCGCCUACGGCAUCUCCAAGCACUGGAGUGAUUACACACUGCACCUGCCCACAGAAAGUGAUGUCACCAAACACUGGAGGAUGUACUUCCCCAGGAUGACCUACCCCGUGGUCCAGUUAGCGCUCUGGUGCGGUGGGCUGAACCUGCUUUGGCUAUGCAGUGUCUGCCUACAGUGCCUCAAAAGGGUCAAACUCAACUGGUUCCCCCCAGCCAUACUAGACACUGGCCAAGGGUUCAAGCUGGUCAAAUCUUAGAAAUUCACCUCUGUAUGAAUCAUACUGACUAAGGCUUUUCCACUUUGUAUUUACACAUGUUUGUCACCGUACAGGAAUGUUUUCUAAAUCAGUUUUUGUAAUUGAUUGAUUGGUUGUGUGAGAUUGAUAGCUGAGUUUUUAGGACCCUCAGUGAAGGCAGCUGUUGAUUGUGAAACCUUAAAGGGAUACUUUGGGAUUUUGGCAAUGAGGCCAUUUAUCUACUUCCCCAGAGUCAGAUGAACUCAU